CCUAAAAUCAAACAAGGAAAAUAAAAUCCCCCAGCACUUACGCAAUGCAGCGAAAUUUACGUUUCUCGAUCUUCUGGCUUUCCCUCGUCUUCCUUCCUCUCCUUUUCUCCGACGCCAGAAAGGCGAAUCUCCCCGGAGGAUGGUUUCCGAUCAAGAACAUCAAUGAUCCGCACGUGACGGAGAUCGCGAAGUUCGCCGUCAGCGAGUACAACAAGCAGUCGAAGGCGAGUUUGGAGUUGGUGAAGGUGGUGAAAGGCGAGAGUCAGGUGGUUUCUGGCAUGAAUUACCGGCUGGUUUUGAAGGCGAAAGACAGAACGGCCGUGAAGACAUAUCAGGCCGUCGUUUGGGAGAAGGAGUGGCAGAAUUUCAAGAGUCUUACCUCCUUUCAUCCAAUCAACGGUUAGAUUUGAUUGUGAU
This is a messenger RNA of Hibiscus syriacus, 417 nucleotides long. Its product is annotated as cysteine proteinase inhibitor 5-like. The transcript has a single exon. The record is from RefSeq and is a predicted model, not a curated record. Bases 45 to 404 code for a protein of 119 amino acids. Gene Ontology annotation, molecular function: cysteine-type endopeptidase inhibitor activity. Lineage: Eukaryota; Viridiplantae; Streptophyta; Magnoliopsida; Malvales; Malvaceae.